AUGAAGGGCAAGCAAAGGGUUUCCUGUAGGGGGGACUCUGGUGCUGGAGGGAGGCCCUGUGAUGUGACCCUGUUUUUCUGUCACCAGGCCCUCCUGGCCCUGCCGCUGCUGCUGCUUCUCUCAAUUCCCCGCUGCGCCACCCAGGUUUCCGGGAUCCGGGGAGAUGCUCUGGAGAAGUCUUGCCUUCAGCAGCCCCUGGACUGUGACGACAUCUACACCCAGGGCUACCAGACAGAUGGCGUGUACCUCAUCUACCCCUUGGGCCCCAGCGUGCCUGUGCCUGUCUUCUGUGACAUGACCACUGAGGGCGGGAAGUGGACGGUUUUCCAGAAGAGAUUCAAUGGCUCAGUGAGUUUCUUCCGGGGCUGGAACGACUACAAGCUAGGCUUUGGCCGCGCCGAUGGGGAAUACUGGCUGGGUAAGGUGGGACUCAGAUGGGCUGGGGGCUGCCCCAGGGCCAGAUCCUUGCUGACUAGCUGCCCCUCCUCCCCAGGGCUGCAGAACUUGCACCUCCUGACGCUGAAGCAGAAGUACGAGCUGCGAGUGGACUUGGAGGACUUUGAGAACAACACGGCCUACGCCAAAUACGUCGACUUCUCCAUCUCACCCAACGCGGUCAGUGCUGAGGAGGAUGGCUACACCCUCUACGUGGCAGGCUUUGAGGACGGCGGGGCAGGCGACUCCCUAUCUUACCACAGUGGCCAGAAGUUCUCCACCUUUGACCGGGACCAGGACCUCUUUGUGCAGAACUGUGCGGCCCUCUCCUCAGGAGCCUUCUGGUUCCGCAGCUGCCACUUUGCCAACCUCAAUGGCUUCUACCUGGGUGGCUCCCACCUCUCCUAUGCCAACGGCAUAAACUGGGCCCAGUGGAAGGGCUUCUACUACUCUCUCAAGCGCACUGAGAUGAAAAUCCGCCGGGCCUGAGGGGCUGGCCCCAUCAGGCCCCAACACGCCCCUGGCUGCUUUGGGUUUCCAUGAGUGCUCCCUCUGCUGUAGCCACCCCCAUCUUUGUCAGUUCUGUUGCUCUUAGCACCUGCUUCUCACAGGGGGCCUUAUGGCUCUAGCCCCAGCUGAUCCUAUAAUUUCCUGGGCACCCAUCUCUAAGCCAAGCCUCUGCUCCCCACCACCUGAGGCUAUACUGCUAGCAGCUUCCCAGGCCUCCUCUGAAAGGCACAGCCAGCCUGGAUCUGGCUGGGCUCCACACAACUCUUAUUUGCCUCCACCCUAUUCCAAAGGCUGAGAGUCAGGAGCUGCUCUCCCAGGCUGCAAGCUUUUGUGUUCCACCUUAGCCAGCUUCCUUACUGUGGGCUCCUCCAUCUGGGGCCACCCUAGUGUGCUACUCUGAGCUGAUGCAGUCUGACCAACACCCACAGAGUAUGCCAGACCACCUGCAUGUGGCCACUAAUGCCACACCCCAGCAACCUCCCUAGCUGUUCUUAGAAUCUCUCACAUCCUUCGCCUCCCUCCCACCAGCUUAUUCUCUAGCGGUAAGCACCAUGGACCCCCCCAGCCCCACCUCACUAUCAUAUCCAGUUUCCCCCACCUGACUGUCCCAGGCCCGUAAAGCUCAAUGCCAAAACUGUAUUUUACCACAGCUACUGCUCGCCACCUGAAAACAGCCACAAUCAAGGUAGGCAUAAACAUGAGGUUCUCCCACCCAGGCCAGGGUUGAGGUCUGACCAUGUCAAGGGGCAGAGGACAACUUCUGUGGGGCUGGAAGCAGGUGGGGAGUGGGCAGUCUCAAUAAACC
Molecule: messenger RNA, 1750 nt
Organism: Pteropus alecto (black flying fox)
Lineage: Eukaryota; Metazoa; Chordata; Mammalia; Chiroptera; Pteropodidae
Gene: MFAP4
Product: microfibril associated protein 4
Exons: 5
Coding region: 1-924 (307 amino acids)
Biological process (GO): elastic fiber assembly
Source: RefSeq, a predicted model, not a curated record